Messenger RNA from Macrosteles quadrilineatus (aster leafhopper), 3120 nucleotides. RefSeq lists its product as uncharacterized. The record is from RefSeq and is a predicted model, not a curated record. The transcript is spliced from 16 exons. Lineage: Eukaryota; Metazoa; Arthropoda; Insecta; Hemiptera; Cicadellidae. Bases 122 to 2830 code for a protein of 902 amino acids.
CCAUUUUGCUGAUUCUCGAGUGAGGGUUCCCUUAAGCGUUGCAGGCCUUGAGGCCAGAAAUCUGAAUUUGAGUGAAGACAAGACUAUAAAUAACUUAUCAGCAAAAGACUUAGAAGACAAAAUGGUUACUGCAGAAACAGAAGAUGAUGCUUUCAACAAAAUAUCACAGAUAGGGGAUGAAAAAAUUCCAGCAAGACCAAAAAUUCUUAAACUUCGAGAUAACACAGUAAUACAGAACCUUCACGUUGAUUUUAUCAACGAUACUCCUUUGGAACGCACCCUUACAUCGAUAUUUGUUAGUGGAAUAGACAAUGUAAUAUAUGGGAAUGUUCACUUUCAAGCUGGUGUGAGGACUCGAGAGAUGAUUGCUGGAAAAUUUGAUUUCCCCGAAAAACAAAGUGAUGUAAACUCCUCUCCACAAAUGAAUGUUGCUCCAUCCCAGACAAAUACGUACCCACCUCAAAUAAUCAUUCCUCAACCUCAAGUUAAUUUUCCUCUUCCACAGUCUUACAUUCCUCCCCCGCAACUGAGUUAUCCUCCGCCACCAAUGAAUAUCUAUCCACAGUUUCGGCCACAUAUAUCUCUUUACCGACCUUAUCCUCCUCAAGCACGACCACUCCCACAGUAUUGGACCCCAUUCAACCCAUUCAUCCUAGAAGGCAGGAGGAUGAAAAGAGAAACUGUUAGAGACGAUGAAUCAAUUAUAAGAAAAAGGAAAAUCAAGGUUAUCGGCGAUUUGAAGGUUGCCCGUUUGCUGUUUAAAAACAGUUCUUUGGAAGUAAAAAACAACUUUGUGCCUACUGAUGAUUUAGGAAAGAUAUUUUGGACCAAGAAUACACCUCAGGAAAUAAAUGGUUCCGUUCACUUCACCCAAGGUAUAAGUAUUGGAGGAGAUUUGAGCAGUCCGGUUGUAAAUGGCAAGAACCUAAGUUGUUUUGCAUCUACAAGAUCAAAUUUCAGUUCAUUGAUCUUUGAAAAUAUUAUUGUUGAUGGUAAUUUGACAACAGAAGCAUACAAUCUAUCAUGGACACCCGAAAAUGAACCCCAGAGCUCAGUUUUGAAAGUUUUGAAUGUGAGGCAUUUAAAUAUCAAGAAAAUAAAUGGGGAGCCAUUUGAAAAUAUUUUACAAACUAGUAGUCUUCAUGGGAAGGGGAUAAAGAUAAUCACAGGAAAUCUGAAGGUGGAUGGGAAUGUUGAGGCGAAGUAUAUAAAUGAAAUAGACGUAAAACAGAAAUUUAACUCUGCUUUAUUUAUCGACAAUGAUUUUAAGUUAAAAAAUGUAGAGUUUGAGAAUAUUUCAGGAACCAACAUCAAAGUGAAAUGCUUAAAUAACCACUCUUCUGAAUCUUUAAGAAGAUUAACAUCAGAAGAAAAUCCAUAUGUUUUUAUUCAUGGGGAUAUCCAUGUAUCCAACCUGUCUAACGUGAAGUUUAUAAACAACCACUCUGCCAACUUUGAAAAGGUUGUAAAUAAGAAACAAGGCGCUGUGAUUUAUGGAAAGAAGAAAUUUAAUGCUCAGGUUGUAGUAUCAAAAGAACUGAAAAUAAAAAACAUCAACCAAAUAAACAUUGAUAAAAGGAUGAACGAUUUUCUCAGAGUGUCUGAAAAACAAGAGGUUACAGGUUUCUACACAUUUAGGACUGUUGAAAUGAAGUCAAAUUUCAAUGUGGACUCUAUAAAUGGAGCUGUUGUUUCAAACUUUGCGUUCACCGAUCAAAAACAGCUGAAGCUUCAGAGUAAUGUUCAGUUUAAAAGCCUUGCUGUGGAUGGCAAUCUUACCUCCUCCAGCCUACACAAAACCUGUUACCUUCCAAAGGCUGAGAGUGAUGUUUCCUUUGGGCAAAGCAGCAAGUGGUCGUCAGUUGAUAUUGCUGGGGAUAUAUCCUGGCCAGAGGAGGGUGGAGAUGAACUUCAGCAUCUGUUGGAGUCUGCUGUAACAUCUCAGAGCAAUCAAACGAUCACUGGAAACGUUACGAUAAAACUUCUCUCUGUACCAAAAAUCCGAGUUGGGUCUUUGAAUGACAAAAACAUCACUUUUGUAUUUCAAGAUGCUCUUUCAAGGGAAAAAGAAAAUCAGAUCAUUUCAGGAAAGAAAACCUUCUUGAAACCUUUCAAAUGUAAAAACAUUGAAGUCAAAGGAGAUGCCCAGUUGAAGUUAAUAAAUGACAUCAAUAUCAAUGAUAUCGACCAAAGAAUUGUACGGCAUCAUGGAGAUGGCAAGGAAGUAGUUACUGGAAACAAAACGUUUAUAAAUGGAUUUAAAGCAUUUAGCUUAGAAUGCCCAGAAGGUAUAAAUGGGGUUAAAGCAGAAAAUAUCGUCUCAAGAAAAUUUAGCAGCGAGGCUCCUCCAUUCACUGUACAGCAUCUCAAAGUGUUUGGUCCCUUGCUGGUAGAAAAGGUUAAUGAUCUAAACUUGAAGGAUUUCAUACAAGACUGCAUUUAUUUAAAUCAUACUGAUACACAAAGAAUCACCGGUCAACUUCACAUCAAAGGAAAUGUCUCACUAAAAGGAAAUGUAACUACACCAAGUAUAAACAACAUCUCAAUGAGUGAUAUAGUGUAUGUAACAAAUAAGAAGAAACCAACUAGAAUACAUGGCUGCAAAAGACUAAUGUCAGAUAUGGAAAUAGAAAGUGACCCAAAUAUUGACAUUUUGAACAACAGAAAUGUAGUUGAUACAUAUAGAGACAAUGUAAAGAUUGACCAGAAUGUUACAAUCAAUGGCUCAGUGAUAUUUGAAUCAGCUGUUGAAAUGGACACAAUCUUUGCAAAAGAAUAUUAUGUUGAUGAGGAGAAGCUCAUUUAUCUAAAUAAAACUUUCUCUCCUUGACUUUCUCUAGAUGAUCAGUGUUUUUGAGAGUUUGCUGAAAGAGUAUGAGUGUGUGUACAUAAUUAUUUGUGAAUAACUGUAAUAUAUUAUGAUAAAAACAUUUUUAAUAUUGUAAAAUAUUUUUUGAUCUAAAUUUUGUGGAAUUUUUAUUAAAUUAGCUUGAUGUUAAUAAUUCAUUGUUUUGGUAAAAAAACAUCACUUUUGGAUGUAACUGCUUUAAUUUUUAAAACAACAGUACUCAAAAUGGAUUGAUAGCCAAUAAGUAUUAGCUUUUCACUUUAUGAAAUAAA